Eimeria acervulina is the source of this 1989-nucleotide messenger RNA. RefSeq lists its product as hypothetical. The transcript is spliced from 12 exons. The record is from RefSeq and is a predicted model, not a curated record. Bases 1 to 1989 code for a protein of 662 amino acids. Lineage: Eukaryota; Apicomplexa; Conoidasida; Eucoccidiorida; Eimeriidae.
AUGGAAGCGGUAGGACAGCCGAACGUCUCAGCUCUAUGGAUCCAGCUGCAGCGCGUUCAAAGGAAUGAGCGAUUCAACGAAUACGCAAGCGUUUCCUCGUGUACCUUGCUAGAGAACGCAGGAGCCGCACGAGCCAGCACGAACACCUUACGCCCUGUGGCUGCGAUGGGCGGCAAGCUUGGGAGCGCGUUCAUGAUCUUUUUCCUGAGCCUUACACUUCAGGCAGUGGGAUGUUGGGGUCAGGGCACCUCAACAGUAGAAACUGUGUGUUCUGGAGCAUCCGGGUGCACAGAAAGGCUCAUUAUUGAGCUUGAUGUCAACAAUCUUGAUAAGCUGCAGUUUCAGUGGGAAGCUGGCGACAUAAAUGAGCGAUCUCCACGGAAGAGCGACGCAGGCAACGCUGGAGUUGUUAUCACUGUGCAAAAGACGGCUGUAUCUUACUCGUAUGGCCUCACUUACAUAAAGGCAGUCCCGUACAACUGGGUAGAGUACGCCCACCGCGCCUUAUUGUGGCAGGUCAAACAUGGCGGAGAAACGUUUUGCUCCGAUACUUGGGGAUCAAAAUGCCAGGAUGAGCAUGGAGAGAACGGGUACCCGGUCAGUCCCAAUUCAGGGCUCCCUCUCGAUGGAGCUCAAGGGAGGUGCUGCUGGUGCCCAUCCGUAUGGCAUUUGUGGCUUAAUAACCCCAACAGAGGAAGGGAGCCAAUGCUGAAAUGCAACUUCUGGGGGUUGCGAUUCGGCAAAAUCCCAGAUCCUUACCUGACGAAGUUCUGCCCCGUCGUCGAAUAUCCAUGGUACCGUAUGCUGAAGGUUAGCGAGAAUCGAACAUGGUUUUUCAAGGUGCACGUCGGUAUAUCGUGGUGGAGGCCUCCCAGCCCCUCCAGCCUAUCAGACGAGGAAUAUCAAGCCGAAUGUAAGAAGAAAAUUUCGGAAGGAAGCUAUCCCAAAAAUUUCGACUGUUCGCAGCGGCUCCACACGGAGGCAGGAAUGGCUGACGCAAUUCUUGAGCUCUCCGAUGCUACAAAGGUGGCCAGAGAUUCAACAUUUGACGUCACAGCCCGCCUGAUGAGCUCAGACAUGCCAGAUGAUCCUGCUCCCAAUGUAGAAGGCAAAUACGUUUUUGUGCCAACGGCGCCUUCCACUAAUGCCUGGGUGCAAGAAUCCCGCAUAACAUUGGAAUACCCACCAGGCAACUACCCGCGUUAUCACGCGGGUCUGGAUAAUGCGAAUGACGCUAUCGACACCUCAAAAGCUGGUCCUUUUGAGCUGCAUCGUUUGGCGUUUGCCUAUCCAAAGAAUCACAAAAGCUCUGUGGAUGCAACUUUCUAUUUGGAGCUGCCAUAUUGCACAGAACACGGCAGCGACGAGCCAACGGAUAAGUUAGACCCGGUCUCGGCUGUGCAGCGGAAUGUCCCGGCUGGCUCCAGUCAAGCAUUUGACCUCACUUUGCGUCUUACAGCCGUUGUUGAAGAGUUUGACUUUAACUGCGUAAUGAAGCUUUACGAUUCAGAACUUAAUCAACUGGACAUAAAGUCAUUUGACCUCCUUACAGGGAAGGCAGCGGACUUGCCAACGGCUGUAACGAAUCCCACUGGAGAGGUUACUGUUGUAGAACCGCCGGAAGUGAGGCUUGGACGACAUCGGAAAACGAUUCGACAAGCGAAGAAACUACGAAAAAAGGAGGCCAAGAAGCUUGCAAAAGAGCAGCGACGCAUGAAACAAAAGGCUCACGAAAUAACUGUGGAGGCACGCCAAGCACGUCGCUGGGACAGUUGUAGUGAUGAACCUGAGGAGCCUCUGAGCAGUGCCACAGAAGGCAGUGAGAGCGGCGUGUCAUCUGAAGUUACCUCUUCAGCAGGUUGUAUUACUGACAGUAGACGGCAGAGAUCUAACCAGGAGUGUGCUGAAUAUAACAACUGCAACACUGCUAGUGACAACGCCAGCAACGCGCAAUGUAGUACAGGGGGCUCCAAGACAUCACGAGAGUAA